Molecule: messenger RNA, 3917 nt
Organism: Sinocyclocheilus grahami
Lineage: Eukaryota; Metazoa; Chordata; Actinopteri; Cypriniformes; Cyprinidae
Product: glutamate receptor 4-like
Exons: 18
Coding region: 189-2972 (927 amino acids)
Biological process (GO): monoatomic ion transport
Cellular component (GO): membrane
Molecular function (GO): signaling receptor activity; ligand-gated monoatomic ion channel activity
Source: RefSeq, a predicted model, not a curated record
ACAGAUUCUUCUUCUUCUUCUUCUCUCUCCAGUGGAUACUGCGGGGAACACACGGAUUGCCUAUAGGAUGGAUUGCUGAAACUCCCUUCGCGAGAUUACCCAUUUAUUUCCUUUCAUUUCUCUCCCGUCUCACUAUCUCGUCUCCAUCCGUCCAUCCAUGAGUCCAGACGGGUUCUGAUUCGGACAGAAUGCGGAUCCUGGUGUUGAUUCCGCUGCUGUGGGGACUCAGUGAAGGGGCUUUUCCCAGCAGUGUUCAAAUCGGUGGGUUGUUUAUAAGAAACACAGAUCAAGAAUAUACAGCUUUCCGGUUGGCCAUAUUUCUCCACAAUACGAGUCCGAAUGCCACUGAAGCCCCUUUCAAUCUGGUUCCACACGUCGACAACAUCGAGACGGCCAACAGCUUUGCUGUCACCAAUGCCUUUUGUUCGCAGUAUUCACGAGGAGUCUUUGCGAUCUUCGGCCUGUACGAUAAGCGUUCGGUGCACACUCUGACGUCGUUCUGCAGUGCGCUGCACAUCUCUCUGGUGACGCCCAGUUUCCCCGCCGAGGGCGAGACGCAGUUCGUGCUUCAGCUGCGGCCCUCCAUCCGCGGCGCGUUAAUGAGCCUCCUGGACCAUUACGACUGGAGCCGCUUCAUCUUCCUGUACGACACCGACAGAGGAUACGCCAUCCUGCAGGCCAUCAUGGAGAAGGCGGGUCAGAACGGCUGGCAGGUCAGUGCCAUCUGUGUGGAGAACUUCAACGACGCCAGUUACCGAAGACUGCUGGAAGACCUGGACCGGCGGCAGGAGAAGAAGUUCGUCAUUGACCUCGAGGCAGAACGUCUGCAGAACAUUCUGGAACAGAUUGUCAGCGUGGGCAAACAUGUGAAAGGAUACCACUACAUCAUCGCUAACCUGGGAUUUAAGGACAUUUCUCUUGAGAGGUUUAUGCAUGGCGGGGCAAACGUAACUGGUUUCCAGUUGGUGGAUUUCAGCAAACCAAUGGUGAUCAAACUAAUGCAGCGCUGGAACAAACUAGACCAGAGGGAGUAUCCAGGAUCCGAGAGCCCACCCAGGUACACAUCAUCAUUGACGUACGAUGGUGUGCUAGUGAUGGCGGAGGCAUUUCGGAAUCUCCGCAGACAGAAGAUCGACAUCUCUCGCAGAGGCAACGCUGGAGACUGUCUGGCCAACCCGGCUGCUCCUUGGAAUCAGGGCAUCGACAUGGAACGAACUCUGAAACAGGUGAGAAUCCAGGGUCUCACUGGGAAUAUCCAGUUUGAUCAUUAUGGACGCAGAGUCAACUACACCAUGGACGUCUUUGAGCUAAAGAGUAACGGCCCCCGCAAGAUCGGUUACUGGAAUGACCUGGAUAAAUUGGUUCUGGUCCAGAAUGAGCUCUCCAUGGGAAAUGACUCCGCUAUGGAGAACAGAACGGUUAUCGUCACGACUAUAAUGGAAGGACCGUACGUGAUGCUGAAAAAGAACUGGGAGAUGUAUGAAGGAAAUGACCAGUAUGAAGGAUACUGCGUGGAUCUGGCGUCUGAGAUCGCCAAGCACAUCGGCAUCAGGUACAAGAUCUCCAUCGUUCCUGACGGGAAAUACGGAGCCAGAGAUCCAGAGACGAAGAUCUGGAACGGCAUGGUUGGGGAGCUGGUGUACGGGAAAGCGGAAAUCGCUGUGGCCCCUUUAACCAUCACUCUGGUCCGGGAGGAGGUGAUCGAUUUCUCCAAGCCCUUCAUGAGUCUGGGCAUCUCCAUCAUGAUCAAGAAGCCUCAGAAGUCCAAACCGGGCGUCUUCUCCUUCCUGGACCCGCUGGCCUACGAGAUCUGGAUGUGCAUCGUGUUCGCCUAUAUCGGCGUGAGCGUGGUGCUCUUCCUGGUCAGCCGCUUCAGCCCGUACGAGUGGCACACCGAGGAGCCCGAGGAAGGCUCUGACGGUCCGCCCAGCGACCAGCCCCCCAACGAAAGUCCAAACCGGGCCCCGUACGAGUGGCACACCGAGGAGCCCGAGGAAGGCUCUGACGGUCCGCCCAGCGACCAGCCCCCCAACGAGUUCGGCAUCUUCAACAGUCUCUGGUUCUCCCUGGGCGCCUUCAUGCAGCAGGGCUGCGACUUCACACCCAGGUCUCUGUCUGGUCGUAUAGUCGGAGGCGUUUGGUGGUUCUUCACUCUCAUCAUUAUUUCCUCCUACACGGCAAACCUGGCCGCUUUCCUCACCGUGGAGAGAAUGGUGUCGCCUAUCGAGAGCGCAGAAGACCUUGCCAAACAGACAGAAAUCGCCUACGGGACUCUUGAUUCCGGUUCCACCAAAGAGUUCUUCAGGAGGUCAAAGAUUGCGGUGUACGAGAAAAUGUGGAGUUACAUGAAGUCGGCCGAGCCCACGGUCUUCACCAAGACGACGGCUGAGGGCGUGGCUCGCGUGCGCAAGUCCAAAGGGAAAUACGCCUUCCUGCUGGAGUCCACCAUGAACGAGUACACGGAGCAGCGCAAGCCCUGCGACACCAUGAAGGUCGGAGGGAAUCUGGACUCCAAGGGCUACGGGGUGGCCACGCCCAAAGGAUCGCAGCUAAGAAAUGCUGUAAACCUGGCCGUGUUAAAGCUGAAUGAGCAGGGGCUGUUGGACAAAUUGAAAAAUAAAUGGUGGUACGACAAGGGCGAAUGUGGCAGCGGGGGCGGGGACUCGAAGGACAAGAGCUCGCAGGCGCUGAGCCUGAGCAACGUGGCGGGAGUUUUCUACAUCCUGGUGGGCGGCCUGGGUCUGGCCAUGAUGGUGGCCCUGGUCGAGUUUUGCUAUAAGUCCCGCACCGAGGCCAAGAAACUGAAGCUCACCUUCUCGGAAGCCAUGAGAAACAAGGCCCGCUUGUCUAUCACAGGCAGCCUGGGGGGAAAUGGGCGUGUCCUGACGCCAGACUGCCCUAAGGCCGUGCACUAUGGCCCCUCCUUCCGACAUGGCCCCGCCCUCGCCGUGGUGUCCUCCGACCUCCCAUAGAAACCAAAAACUCACCUUGUGCCUUAAACCAUCUUACCCCUCAAUCGAAGUUCAGAUUUCACGCAACCCAUGGCAGAAGCACGCCGUCGCCGGCUCGAACGCGACUAACCUGAUAACGCACUCUUUCAGCCCUCGGAAAAGACGUCAACAAUUGUAAACGAGCCAGGACGGCAUGGAUACGAACGCUUGGCGAGCAUCAAGGAUCCAUGAUGCCUUAUCCUAACUUUGGGGACGAACAUCAUCGCAUACGAGAUGAAAAAUCACGACCAGUAAACUGUAAAUGUAGAGACAUUAGCCGCACUUCCCUGAUUAGCCGUACGACAUCAGCGAACCUGUAUUAAAUCACGUAGUAUUUACGACAUGGUCCACAAUCACUAGCUACUAAACCGUAUGUAGAUAUUCUCUCAGGAGCCACGAAGGGGGACGACGGAAACACCUUUUAUCAUCUCGACAGGAUUUCUUCAAGAUGCCACCGGGAGCCGCUUGCUUUUUGGACUGAAAUGUAAAUAGACCAGUAGUAAGAGCUGAACACGAUUCUUUUAUAAAGCAUCUUAGAUAAUAAAUCAUUGCAAUAAUGACUAUAGGGAGACCUGACUUGUAAUUAAGAGAUCUUUUAUAUACACACAGUAUUAUAUAUAUACAGAAUAUAAUAGAGGGACAUCUGAACUAAAACAUGUGAGACCAUGGCAUCUGUUCUGUUAACAGUUGUUUUGAUAACCGAUGUAGCGCAGUGUGUACGUGUCUUUGUCCUUAAUGAAUGUCCACGCAUUUCACAUUUCGCACAAACACACGAGCGUAGGAUGUGAACGUCGCACCGCAUCGCAUUGCACACAGUGACCGGGGGUCGCACCGACUCCCGAUUCUCACCUUUGGUGUUUGGUUUUGCGUUAUUUUGUUUUUCUCUUUGUACCCACCGAUUCAAAUAAAACUGGAACAUUUAUACAA